CCGAAAAAUUAGAUUAAAAUACAUGAUAUGUAUGGACCUGAAUAGUGAGUGUAUUGGCCACACACUUGACUGGAGUAUUCAGGAGAUUAGUGAGCUGCAUGAUGAGCAGCCAGCAUAUAAGUAUGCUAAAAGAAGGAAGCCCCAAGAAUGAAAAUUGAGCAAAGACUCAGAGAAAAAAGGCAUAAUGUGAGAUGCCGCCCCUGUUAGAGGUACAGGUGGAAAAUGUGUUAUAUUGUAUUGAAGAUGGGCAUAAUCUGAGAUGCCGCCCCUGUUAGAGGUACAGGUGGAAAUUAUGUUAUAUUGUGUUGAAGAUGGGCAUAAUGUGAGAUGCCGCCCCUGUCAGAGUUACAGGUGGAAAUAAAUGAUGUGUUUUAGUGAGUCCGUACGGAGAAGCCACUAAGGUGGUGAUUCUACCCCCCAAGUAUUUCCAAGGCGAUAACUCUGGCUCAUUCGUCGCCACUGCAGGGCACGGAGGAACCAAAGUUACGUUAUGUCGGUGUAGAAAGUUCGCUUUCUGGCCUGGAAUGAAACGGGAUGUAGAAAAUUAUGUAAGGAAGUGCGUCAUGGUAGUCGUUUUAAAAGUGAGUUGGGAACUUGCACCCUGCUCCUUGGCGGCAAUAUCCAGACGUCACCGCUCCUUUUGGAAGAAUACACAUGGACCUUGUGGGUCCCAUGGGUGUAUCGGACAAUGGGGUUCGAUACGUAAUGCCCAUAGUUGAUGUUUUUAAAAAGGUAUUUGAUUACAGUACCCUUACGGAGUAAGGAAGCCCGCGAAAUGGCAAGGGCGUUGUACGUGGAUGUUGUUUGUGUACACGGUGUUCCUCAGACAGUUGUUACAGGUCAAGGUUCAGAGUUCGUUAAUUCCGUGAUGCAGGAGAUAAAUUAGAAGCUACCUGUGCGACACGCGAAUAACGGCUUACCAUACAAAUGGAAAUAGAGGUAAUAAAGCGCGCAAAUUAUACUGUUGUUAACAUUUUGAGGAGAAUGUUCUAGGAAAUGUGUCCGUUUGGGAUAUAAUGCUACUUAUAGACAUCUUGGCCUAUAAUCCUGCGUAUUAUCGCACCAUAAAGGAGUCCCCAUUUUAUCGAGAGAGACAGAGAGAGAAUUUUUAGAGAUCCUCCUGUACCCUACACUAUGUUAGAAAAAAAUUCAGCAGCCCUGGUAUGAUAUUUACUCCUAUAAAGAGGAAAUGGCUGCAAUUGCAAGGAAAGUUUAUGAUAUUUACUCCUAUGAAAAGGAAAUGACUGCAAUUGCAAGGAAAGUUUAUGAUAUUUACUCCUAUAAAGAGGAAAUGGUUGUAAUUGCAAGGAAAGUUUAUGAUAUUUACUCCUAUAAAGAGGAAAUGGUUGUAAUUGCAAGGAAAGUUUAUGAUAUUUACUCCUAUGAAAAGGAAAUGGUUGUAAUUGCAAGGAAAGUUUAUGAUAUUUACUCCUAUAAAGAGGAAAUGACUGCAAUUGCAAGGAAAGUUUAUGAUAUUUACUCCUAUAAAGAGGAAAUGACUGCAAUUGCAAGGAAAGUUUAUGAUAUUUACUCCUAUAAAGAGGAAAUGACUGCAAUUGCAAGGAAAGUUUAUGAUAUUUACUCCUAUGAAAAGGAAAUGGUUGUAAUUGCAAGGAAAGUUUAUGAUAUUUACUCCUAUAAAGAGGAAAUGACUGCAAUUGCAAGGAAAGUUUAUGAUAUUUACUCCUAUAAAGAGGAAAUGGUUGUAAUUGCAAGGAAAGUUUAUGAUAUUUACUCCUAUAAAGAGGAAAUGGUUGUAAUUGCAAGGAAAGUUUAUGAUAUUUACUCCUAUAAAGAGGAAAUGGUUGUAAUUGCAAGGAAAGUUUAUGAUAUUUACUUCCAUGAAGAGGAAAUGGAUGUAAUGCAAAGAAAGUUUAUGAUAGAUGCCAGGUUUACAAUGAAGAAAGUAGAGAAGAAAUGGAAAAAUAUUACCAAGUUACAAAAAUCAAAACUAUCAACGUUGGCGACAGAGUGUUCCUCAAACAUACACCAAAAAGAAAAGAAAAAGUUGCAACCUAUUUUUGAUGGACCCUACAGGGUAAUAGAGAAGAUCAGUGAUAUAAUGGUAAAAAUUAGGAACCUCAGGACUGGUAAGGUUUCAACGGCCCCCACAGAUAUAGUAAAAGUUCUUCAUGAAGAUUGCAUUGAUGUGCAGCAAUGUCCAACGAUUAGGCGAGCAUACCCUUUAAAUCCAGAGACAGACACUGAUCUAUUCUUUGCAUUGCUCAACCCUGAAAUCGCUGAGAAAAAUUCUACCGAAAAUAAUGACUCGUAGCGGAGAGGUGACUGCUACUCAUGACACAUUAAAUAAUGUUCGUUCUACAACAGCAAUAAACAGCUGAUGCACAGGCCCUACCUUCUCAGGUUACUCCCAAACUUUCAGAGCCACCUCGGCAUAGAUAAAGCCUUCGCUCUUCGACGGUACAAGAGUUGCCUAAUGUAAUGUCAAAACUAAUACGAUAUAGAACAGGAAUAAUGCAUAAGGAUGAAAAUGCAAUAAUUGAGCGGAAAUAUGACGAAAUAAACCACAGAUUGAUUUGACUCUUUCAGUGUACGACUCAUUGACACAACAGGAGUCCCCAACACGUGCUGGCCAAAGUUUCACACCAACAUACUAUCUAUAUUAUAGU
Messenger RNA from Eriocheir sinensis (Chinese mitten crab), 2630 nucleotides. RefSeq lists its product as uncharacterized. Lineage: Eukaryota; Metazoa; Arthropoda; Malacostraca; Decapoda; Varunidae. The transcript is spliced from 2 exons. The record is from RefSeq and is a predicted model, not a curated record. The coding region runs from base 1190 to 2275 and encodes 361 amino acids.